AUGCACUUAAAAAUUGAAUUGAAUACCACAUGGCUAGCUGAGGAGGAAAUCAAUUCAUCAGUUUGUCUGAAAUGUAACGUGUGUGAUACCAUAGAAGUCUUUGACAAGUCAUCUGAUAACGAUGAAAUCGAGGAAGAUGGGGAAGUCGAACCAGAAGAAGAACAAGAUGAGCAGCCAAAUGAAUCUGAAAUCGAACCCAUAAGUACAGACAUAGAAGAACUACCAUCUUCAGUGCGACAAGGAUCUGAUGUUGAUGAUGGGUUUGAACCAUUGGAUGAUUCAGUUGCUGACCCAGAUCACGUUGAAGAUAUCGAAUUAGAAGAAGAAGAAGAAGAAGAAUUGGAACUCGAAGAACCCGUAGAACCUGUCUCCAAAGCUCGAUCCACUCGACAAAUACUCGGCGAGGUUCAAAGGAACACCAAGAAUGAAUCACUUGCCAACCUGGAGCGUUCAAGUCUGCCGGAUGCCAAGAAUAUGGCCAUCAAAUCAUGUCAUUGCUGUAGCAAGAAAUUCCGGAACAGCCGAGAUCUGAAGAAUCACUUGUGUCUCCACUUCAAAGUGGAACUAUUCCGCGAUUACGCCAUCAACAAAGAGGAAUGCAAGCUUUGCGGGUUUAAGGACAAGCAAGUGAUGCGAUUAGCUGGUCACAUUGGGUAUAAGCACGACAAGUUGAAGGAGUACGUGUCGGAAACUGACCAACCAGAAGUACAUCUGAAAGCCAGAUCGUUGGAUAAGAACAUUCAAACCAAACUUCUUGUAGAUGAUGAAUAUGGACGCGCGCUGUUGAGGAAAGAGCUGGCCGAAAUCGAUCUUCUGGAAAAACCGUGUAACCUUUGCGGAAAGUUGCACCAAACCAAGCACAGACGCAUGAAGCAUAUCGCAAAUCAUUUUGGAUCAUUUCUCCUGAAGCACUUUCCGCGGUUGAAAGGCAACGAGUGUACAAUAUGUGGCAAAGACCUGGCCCGAGGUGGUUCUGUUUACUAUCAUUUGGGAUUUGUGCACAAAGGCUUGGCUCAUGUGGCUGAAAGUCCGGUUCCAACAAUGCCAACAAUCGCCCGCAAAUCAAGACGACAACAGAAAAUAUGA
This is a messenger RNA of Tigriopus californicus, 1086 nucleotides long. Its product is annotated as zinc finger protein 561-like. The transcript has a single exon. The record is from RefSeq and is a predicted model, not a curated record. The coding region runs from base 1 to 1086 and encodes 361 amino acids. NCBI's taxonomy places the organism in Eukaryota, Metazoa, Arthropoda, Copepoda, Harpacticoida, Harpacticidae.